CACUUUAAAAAUAAACUAUAAUCUGUAAAUAAACAGUUUAAGGCCUACCUUGCUCUAGCUAGAAGAAUUCAAUUAGGGCGCCGUUACGGUUGUUGGUGCUAUUCCUACCGAAGUUAACUCGUCGAAACAUUUUUUUGGUUGUGCUGUUUUUUCCUACGAUACUAUCAGUUGUGGCUUCGUUUCAAGGCAGGUGGGAGCUGUGCAAUAACCAAAAUGGAAGAGAAGAAGUUAAAAAGAAAAAGCCCCAAGACCUCCACCAGCCAGGCAGGUCCCACUGGCAAUAGUAAGAAAAGUGCUAUGCCUGCCAGCAGAAGCACUGCCUUCACCAAUAUGGGAGCACAAACAUCAAGUCAAAAAUCAAAAUUGAAAAGGGGCAUGAGAGACAAAACAAGAUCCCAGGGUGCAGCAGGAAAAAGCACCCAGUCUGCACCGAUCCAGCACUCCUUUCUGACUGACGUGUCUGAUGUUCAAGAGAUGGAAAAGGGCUUGCUCAGUCUCCUCAACGACUUCCACUCUGGCAAACUCCAGGCCUUUGGUAAUGAGUGUUCAAUUGAUCAGAUGGAGCAUGUGCGGGAGAUGCAGGAGAAACUGGCUCGCUUGAACUUUGAUCUAUACGGGGAAGUCGAGGAAUUGCCAGAGGACCAAAGAAAGGGGGCCAGUGACUCUAAUCUGGACAAGCUGAUGUCAAAUCUUGAGGAACUCAGUUCUUCAAUACAAAAGUUAAACCUGGCUGAUAUUCAGGAAGUCCCCCGGACCUCCAGCAUCUGAACAUACAGACAUGAACUUCAUCCUGGUGGAAACACACCAGACUUCUCAGUAAUCUUAUCACAUCAGCACUAACUGAUCUGAUUAAGAGCAUGUGCAAUACGACACACUUUGUCCAGAAUUUCAGAUUAUGAAGUGGUAGCUGGAUUACAAGUUUAAAAGUUAUUGCUACUAGCUAAGUAAACUUGCUAAAUACUACUGUGUGAUUUAAAAUGUAAACAUAUUUAAACCUGUACUGUAUUUCAUUUUAUCAUAAUGCAAUGAAUUUAUCAAAACUUUCAGUGGAUUAUUAAUUUGUGUAUCCAUUACUGUAAAACAAGAUAUGUAGAAAUACUAAAAAGAAACCUCACAAGAUGGUAAUAAAGACUUCUCAUCAAAACAUUUAUGUAAGAAUUUUACAAGGAUGUUUCUUUUUAGUAUUUUCUUUUUACUCUCUUUUGCUAAGUACCUGUGCAGUGUGCCUUUAACAUGUCUGUUCUUAAUUUAUGCAUAUUGACUUCGGACAAUCUUCUGAUAUUUAUGUUUGAGUUCAUCCAAUACCCCUCCUAUGGUAACUUGGAGUGCCAAGAAUAUUAAAGUGUGUACUGUGUA
Messenger RNA from Polyodon spathula (Mississippi paddlefish), 1356 nucleotides. RefSeq names its product coiled-coil domain containing 28A (gene ccdc28a). The record is from RefSeq and is a predicted model, not a curated record. Lineage: Eukaryota; Metazoa; Chordata; Actinopteri; Acipenseriformes; Polyodontidae. Bases 214 to 768 code for a protein of 184 amino acids. The transcript has 6 exons.